GAAAGGACAUCAGACAGACAAACAGUCAGACUCAAGACCGAAGCUGCUGAUCUGAAACCAGACCUCCAGAAACCACCGUCAGGAUGUUGUGUCCCAGCGUCUUCCAGCCGUCCCCCGUCACCAUGAGGCCUUUCCUGGACCUGCACUGGCCCGUCCGCAGCUUGUGGCCCGAGACCCGGCCACUUUUCUACCACAUGGAGCAGGAGAUGAUCCGCCACAUGCAGGAGAUGAGGCAGAACAUGGAGUUCAUGGAGAGGCUGCACCAGAAGAUCUUCGAUGAGAUCGACCAGCCCACGUCCUCCACGGGCGUCUUCAAGCCCAUUACCUUCCAGGACCUGGGGAGGGACAGCAGCAACUUCGCCCUCAGCCUGGACACGACGGAGUUCUCCCCGGAAGAGCUGUCAGUCAAACAGGUGGGCAGGAAGCUGAGGGUGAGCGGCAAGACGGAGAAGAAGAAGGACGACGGGAAGGGUUCCUACUCCUACAGGUGUCAGGAGUUCAGGCAGGAGUUCGACCUGCCGGAAGGCGUCGACCCCGAGACCGUCACCUGCUCGCUCAUGGGCGGCCGGCUGCAGAUCCAAGCGCCGCGGGAGAGAGCGUUGAAUGAUGGGAAGGAGAGGGUGGUCCCCAUCAGCCUCACCUCGGCCCCAGCCAUCACCUCCUCCUCCUGCUCCAGCGGGGGGCAGGAGGGGAGCAGCACCUCCUCCUCAGAGAGCGCCCCUGCUGAGAAAAACUGAAGUGGAAACACACAGCGUGAACCAUCUCAUCUGUUCACCUAUCUUUGUUCCAGUGUAGUUCUGUUGUGACGGACGGAGGAACAUGAAGCUGAUGUUUUUAUAAUAAAUGAUCAGAGUCUGAUCAACUGUGGACAGAGUGAACCAUCUCAUCUAUUCUCCCGUCUUUGUCUCUCUGACGGACGGAGAACACGACAUUCUUUACAUGCACUUUGAUUUUUAAACAAUUAAAUGUUUAUAAUAAACAAAUUAUUUCAU
Seriola dumerili (greater amberjack) is the source of this 992-nucleotide messenger RNA. Its product is annotated as heat shock protein beta-11-like. The transcript has a single exon. The record is from RefSeq and is a predicted model, not a curated record. The coding region runs from base 84 to 737 and encodes 217 amino acids. Gene Ontology annotation, biological process: response to heat; protein refolding. Lineage: Eukaryota; Metazoa; Chordata; Actinopteri; Carangiformes; Carangidae. Gene Ontology annotation, molecular function: protein folding chaperone.